AUGCCUGAAGCGAAUACUCAUGAUAAGGAAGCUAGCUCUUCGCUGCCCGAAAGGAACAAUUUCUUUUCAGUAAUCUAUGGGUUGGUCGAUCUAUCGAGCCGGUUAUCUGCGAGUGCGGCCUCGCUUGUCGACACAUAUGCGCUUUCUUCUCGCAGCCCUAUAGAUUUGGCCAACAUAACGAGCCUAGUUUUCAGCGCUCGAACGCGAUGGUGUGAUUUCAGUCCUGGUUGGCCACUCAUGGGGAAAGUGUCCUUGGUAGGGCUCAAGCCGCUGUUGGCGUACCUUUGGCCCUCCACCACCGGAUUCAGACACCCAAAGCAUGGCUUCUUUGAACGUGUCCUGACAUGGUGGGUUUGGCGUUAUAGUAUCGCAUGGAUCCUUACUCGAGCCAUAUUGUACAUACUAUUCCUUCUUCUACUGUACUUCACGCGAUGCGGGGGCGAAGCGCGAUCGCUGAAGAUGAAAUAUACUACCAUCCUCAUUCUCGGAGCAGGUGUUAUUGGGUCGACCGUCGUGAACUCUUCUGUACUACUGGGAUCGCUCGGGUGGGUCGUAGGCUGCGGUACACUCGCUCGUGUUUAUGUAGCUUCCUCUCGUAUAUCUUCGUGGGGUAAGGCGGAAGCACCACAGCUGUAA
Messenger RNA from Fusarium proliferatum ET1, 636 nucleotides. RefSeq lists its product as uncharacterized. The record is from RefSeq and is a predicted model, not a curated record. Bases 1 to 636 code for a protein of 211 amino acids. The transcript has 2 exons. NCBI's taxonomy places the organism in Eukaryota, Fungi, Ascomycota, Sordariomycetes, Hypocreales, Nectriaceae.